AAAAAAAUCAUUAGCGAAUAAGCACUCUAACUGAAAUCCAAUAACAAACUUCUCUUCAAACAGAUGCAAGUAUACAUAAAUGCCAGAAAAAAUAACACCUGGAAUCAAUCACAAGCAAGAUAAAAAUUGAUAAGGAUGUAAUUCCUUUGCGGAAUUUACUACGGAAUUUGCAGAUUUUUAAUAAAUUCAUUUUGCUAUAGGCAACGUUGAAAUCUCGCACUUUUGAAAAAAAUAUAUAAACUUAAACAUGAACGUAACGGUUUUCAUAAUUGCAUCAUGUUUAUGCUUUACUACGAUCCUUGGAUGUUAUUCUCAAGAUGAUUGUGAUGAAGGCUAUUGUUGCACGGGUGGACUAUCGCCUUGGGUUAAAGGUUCUUGCAAGAAAUACGGCGAAAAAGGUGACACCUGUGACCCAGAUAAACCAGAUGUAGGAAAAUAUUUUCUGACUUGUCCAUGCAGAGACGGCUUGAGAUGUGUUUAUACAAGUGUGAAUGCACCUUUCGGUCAAACCCAGUGCGUUUAGGUAUGGGGUCCAGAGACGAAAAAGAAGAAAUCAUUUAUUACUUAUUUACAGGAAGGAAACGAUAUUGUAUACUUAACCUUCACGAAAAGAAAUAAA
Uloborus diversus is the source of this 619-nucleotide messenger RNA. RefSeq names its product U8-theraphotoxin-Hhn1c 1-like. Bases 248 to 523 code for a protein of 91 amino acids. The record is from RefSeq and is a predicted model, not a curated record. The transcript is spliced from 4 exons. Lineage: Eukaryota; Metazoa; Arthropoda; Arachnida; Araneae; Uloboridae.